AUGGCUCGUUCUACUCGUGCCUCGUCCCCGCCGUCUUCGUCCGUGAAGCGAGUCACACGCGGCAAUGUAUCCCCACCAUCGCCGCCGAAGCCCACUGUCAUCAAGCCGAGUAGGGAGGUCAUUCGGUCGAACGUGUUGGAGCUGCACAAAGCCGGCCUCUCCUACCGCCAGAUCGCCGACCAACUCGGUCUCCUUUGGCACACAGUGCGUGCAAUCCAUGUACGCUACUCGGCGAGGGGCGGGACGCAGGAUUCGCCGCGAUCUGGACGUCCGACCAAGGUUUCUUCGACUGCCGCCGUAAACAUCGUGCAGCAGAUUAAGACCGGAGAGUCGCAGACAGCUACCGAAGUCGCCGCCACCAUGCGCAAAUGGAAGCUCUGUGAUGUCACUACAGAUACGAUCAGGAACGGGCUGCGGCGGGAGGGUCUCUUUUGUGCGGCGAAGGAACAACAACUCUGUCUGUUUGUGGCGUGUGUGGGUGCACCGCUCGACGACAGGUCGGUCCAGGGCACUGUCAAGUUCGGAGGAGGGCACAUCAAUGUGUGGGGAGCGAUUUCGCGUUACGGCAUCUCCUUCUUCUCCGAGCUCGGCGACCGCAUGAACGGCGACGUCUACCUCUCCGUUCUGAAUGAGGAGUUGAAAGACAGUCUGGCCGCUUGGGGAAACGACCCAAACCUGAUUUUCAUGCAGGACAACGCGCCCUGUCACAAGCGGAAGGACGUGAUGAAAUGGUUCAACAACCAGAACCUCACCCUCUUGGAGUGGCCUGCGAACUCCCCCGACCUCAACCCCAUCGAGCAUGCGUGGAACAUGGUCAAGAACGCUGUGUACAAGCAGCGGGAGAUCACAAACCAAGACAUGCUCUGGGAGCGCUUCCAAGAGGUCUACCACAAGGUCCUCACCGUCGAGGUCUGCACCUCGCUCAUUUCAUCCAUGCCGCGCCGCAUCAAAGCAGUUUUGGAUGCCCAUGGUGGUUAUACCAAGUAUUGA
Capsaspora owczarzaki ATCC 30864 is the source of this 990-nucleotide messenger RNA. RefSeq lists its product as hypothetical. NCBI's taxonomy places the organism in Eukaryota, Filasterea, Ministeriida, Capsasporidae. The record is from RefSeq and is a predicted model, not a curated record. Gene Ontology annotation, molecular function: nucleic acid binding. Bases 1 to 990 code for a protein of 329 amino acids. The transcript is spliced from 2 exons.